GCGGUGUCUGUGUGACUCAGGCGCUGCCAUUUUGAGUGGUGGGUCCUGGCCGCGCAGCUCCGCUCCGCGCUCGCUCCCUCCCGUGCCGAGGCACAGGCGCAGACCGAGACGCUUCCGCUCGCUCCUGCCGUCGCCUUCGAGGACGUCCCGGGACCGCCUGGGCGAAGAGAGGCUCGCCUCAGCCCUUCCGUCCUUCUCCCGGCCGUCCCCGUCCUCCUCCUCCGCCGCCGCUCCGGGAUCUCUAUGCCCGCCGCCCUCCGUAGGAGCCACUAGCGCAGGGACCCGCCGCCGUCUCCUCCUCCUUCCGCUCCUGCCACCGCCGUCGCCUCUUCCUCCUUCUCCUCUUCCUCUCUCCGCCACCAUUUCCCCACUCCCCGGCACCGGGGCGCUGAGCUAGACUAUGGGGACCAGGUUGGGGCUGAGCAGCGGCAGAGCGGGCGGCCCGGUCACCGUGUCCACUGCAGCAGGGAUGGGGGGGCUCCGCGGCUUCGUGGCUUUAUCUUGACAUGGCUCCUCUCCGUGCUGCUAGCAGCGCCGCCGCCUCCACUGCUCCUCCUGCGCCCGCCGGCUGCGGGUAGCGAGCGGGCCACGGUCUCGGUCUCUUGUCUGAGUCUCUCAGUCUCUUGCUUAAGUGGGGGGGGAAGUUUUGGGAGGGGUUCCUUUUUUUGUUUUUUUUUUUUUGUUUUCCUUUCUUUUUUUCUUUUUGUCAAGAGAGGAGGGGGAAUACUUUUUCCCCUCUUCUUAACCUGGUCUGACGAAUUUGCUAACCUAAAAACUUUUAACCCCGACUAAUCAAACGCCUGGGGGGGAAAAUGUCUGGAGAGAGGAAGAAAAUAACCUGAUAACCGGGGAUUUGCUUUUUGGGGGGGAGGGUGUUUUAGAGGUUUAAAAUUGCAACCUAGACUUGCAAUUAAAAAAAAAAAAAACUCGCAAAAAUUUUGACACCGAAAACCUGUUUUGCGAGAAAAGCAGGAGCAAAACUCUCCAUGUUUUCCAAGUCGUGACCAUGAAGUGAGAGGGGAGACGCCGUGCUACUGUGGGUGUCCCGCUGCCCUGGGCACAGGCCACCCGCUGCAGCCUCUGCCGUCUUGUGUAGAGAGAGGCCUAAGGAGAAGCGAAAAGCAUUGGCCAUGCACAGCCUCGGCUAACUGUGCUCGCUGUGGAGCGCAGCAGCAGCAGCAGAGAGAGAAGGAUCCCCGGGGGAUCAGCAGCCCAGGGAGCGUGUGAGGUGUUGGGGGAUGUAGGGCUCUCCCACUGGUAAGGAGCCCGGGUUUGGGGCACUGAUUUGGGUUUUAGUCUCUAGGUGAGAUAAUACUGUCCCUUGAACCCCUGCCUGCCCCUCGUCUAUGGCCAUCAUGAUCCCUCUUCUCUUUGGCAGCAGUAGCCUCAGGGCAAUGAUGUGCCUGAUGAUGAGCAGGAUGAAGUUAGAAAUGACUCCGCUGUUUUUUCUCUUUGCUCCCCUGCAAACCAGCACUGUGUUGUCUGUAGUUGAUUUUGUUGUUGUUGGCAGAGAAAUGUCAUACCUCCCAGGAUGUGCACUCCUCCUUUGCACCCUUUUCUCUGCUCUCCACCAAGUGUAAUAAUUCUAAAGAAAAAAAAAAAAAGACGGGCAACAUAGCAAUAGUGGAAAGCUGGGAAUAAUAAUCAGUAGAGUCAUGAAUCUGGCUGGGGUAAAACGCAAUUUGUAAUUUCAGCUUCAUUUUUUUUUUGUAAGCAGAGCAAAAGUACCCCCCCCCCCAUGGAUUGGGCUUGUGCCAGUUGCUUUUUAUUGUACACAUAAAUUGUGAUAAGAUUUGUUUUGUUUUGUUUUUUUUCUCAUUCUUACCCACUUAUUCCUGCGGCUAAACUGUUCAAAUUUUUGUCUUCAAAAUUCUUAGGGUUUUUUUUCUUGGUUUAUUGUAAAACCUCUUGUCCAGCCAUGGCUGGACAACUACUUACUUUGUUUCUUGACCCCUCCGAUACGACAUUCUCGUAAAAUAUUGCCUGAGGUGCGGUUUUGGGUUACAUUAGUGUUUUAUCUAUUCAGUCGUAUUAGCAGGAAUAAAACGACUUGUUUCUGUUGUACUUGAGUCUUACGAAAAGGUGCCCAUAGUUUAGCAACAGUUUCCAAAGGCUUUAGUACCACCUGUAUUACAAAAUGGGGGACCCAAACUCCCGGAAGAAACAAGCUCUGAACAGACUUCGUGCUCAGCUUAGAAAGAAAAAAGAAUCUUUAGCUGACCAGUUUGACUUCAAGAUGUACAUUGCCUUUGUGUUCAAAGACAAGAAGAAGAAGUCAGCGCUUUUUGAAGUGUCUGAAGUGAUACCAGUCAUGACCAAUAAUUAUGAAGAAAAUAUCCUGAAAGGUGUGCGGGAUUCCAGCUAUUCUUUGGAAAGUUCCUUAGAGCUUCUGCAGAAGGAUGUAGUACAGCUUCAUGCACCCCGCUACCAGUCUAUGCGCAGGGAUGUGAUCGGCUGUACUCAGGAGAUGGACUUCAUUCUUUGGCCUCGUAACGAUAUUGAGAAGAUAGUCUGUCUCCUGUUUUCUCGGUGGAAGGGAUCUGAUGAACCCUUUAGGCCUGUUCAGGCCAAGUUUGAAUUUCAUCACGGUGACUAUGAAAAACAGUUUCUGCAUGUUCUGAGCCGAAAGGACAAGACUGGAAUUGUUGUCAACAACCCUAACCAGUCAGUGUUUCUCUUCAUUGACAGACAGCACUUGCAGACUCCAAAAAACAAAGCUACAAUCUUCAAGUUAUGCAGCAUCUGCCUGUACCUGCCACAGGAGCAGCUCACUCACUGGACGGUUGGUACCAUAGAGGAUCACCUCCGUCCUUACAUGCCAGAGUAAGGUACUGGCCAGCAAAAUGGGGAAGAUCACAGAAUGCAGCAGUGGAUUUUCACUUUCCUCACCACUUUAUUCUUUCAGAAUUUAGAAGAAAAUGGACUCAUGUUCAGAACACUAUACAUUGUGAAACUUGAUCAUCCUGGAUUUUUUUUAUCAUUUGUAUCUCAGAACUUUACAAUUUUUUUUAGAUGUUUUUUCUGCAUGGACCUUGUGAAAGAGAGGAUGCUCUGCACGCUUCUGCACUGCAUCAGCAUCUUACUAAAAUGUGAAAUGAAGGGACUGUACACUGAAACAAAUGUAUCCGAAAGCACAAAGUGAUCAUUUGUGGUGGUGUUCCCAUUCGUGCUGGUCAUGCCCCCUAACAUCUAUAAUGUUAACCAUCAGUAUUUGGAGGGUGAGAAGUGAAUGUAACGGGUAUAAAAGCCUUAUAGCUUUGCUGUUAAUGAUUGUAUCAAAGAGCACUAUCAUUCAUUUUAAUGAACAGAAAAGUGGCUAUUACAAUAGGAAGUAAAUGCGGGAAAGAAAUCUUUCUUUAAAAAAAAAAGCAUCUCAUUUAAUGUGUAGGCAUUUUUUGCCUCUUUUAUUUUGCUGGGCCAUGUCUAAGUUUACUGGCACUUUUGUUUUGGAUCUCUUUCCCCAAGUUGCUGUAUAACUGUAUGAAAGUAUUCUUUUUGAGUUGGAUGCAUUUAUACAGAUGAGGCAGACCUGGAGUCUGAAGUUGCUAAAGCAGCUAAAAAUAAAAUAAUAGCUGCAGAAACAAUGUUGGUAGAGGAUUAUUUUUUCUUGAGAGUUGAGACUUGUAAACUUGCAGGUGAACUGUGCAGGACAUACUGGUUUCUAAAACGUUUCUUAUGGAAAACCCGUUGAGGUUUUUUUCUUUUGGAAUAGACAUUAUAAAACAAUGUAAAAUAGUGUUUGGAGUGUCAAAAGUUGGUUCUGACAGAACAUUUUAAGAUUGUGCAAUGAUAAAAGGAAGACUACUGUAUAGUUUUGAUGACAAAGAAGGCUCUGCUUAAGGGUUGAGUACUUUACUGGAGUAAAACUGCAUAAGCCUGCUCCCUUUGGAUAAAACUAGUGCUUACCUGUUAAAAACUUGUAUUUAGCUUUUGUUUGGAAUUGGAAAAAAUUGGAACUUAAAUAAAAUUAGGUGAAAGAUGA
Messenger RNA from Harpia harpyja (harpy eagle), 3982 nucleotides. It is a transcript of the gene C5H6orf62, whose product is annotated as chromosome 5 C6orf62 homolog. NCBI's taxonomy places the organism in Eukaryota, Metazoa, Chordata, Aves, Accipitriformes, Accipitridae. The coding region runs from base 2138 to 2827 and encodes 229 amino acids. The record is from RefSeq and is a predicted model, not a curated record. The transcript has 5 exons.